AUGCAUUUAACUCUUCCAGAAAUACGGAAUCUACGACCAGACGCAAAUGGCGAACGAGACCUCAAAAUGGCCCUGGGCGAGUUGCAAAAGCUCAUGCUUGAGAAAGAAACUGCCGAGGCUUGGGUACCGGAGCUGACUUACUGGGCGAUUAUGACAGUAAAGAGCAUCGGAAUUGAAUUGGUGAAGGUCGACAAGUUUCCGAUUAACAAUAUUCAAACUACAAGAAGAUUUGGGCAAAGCGACGUUGCUGUGUUUAGCUCGCUUUCGUGUAUGAUCGUCACCGGGAUUCACUACUCCAUCGAUCGAGGAGACAGCUCACUGAUCGACUACAUAAUCAAGCAAGCACAUGACAUAAAACCCGUUCUGGACUGGAUUCUCGCUUCGAUCGCCAUUUCCAAGCCCGAGUUCAUUCUAUCCAUGCUUCUCAAGAACGCCUUCGAAACCUUCCGCCGAGCUAGCGACGAGAACGAAGCGCAACUUCACGCUCUUACAGUGAUUCUCGAGUACCUCAGUGAGAUAAAACCGGACAUAGUUACUGAUUGUCUUUUGAAGCCGCUCACGCCGCACAACGAACAUGUUUUCAUGUGGACCGUCUAUUUGAUCCACAUUUUGAAGAGCAGCAUCAAAAAGGAAAAAGUAGAGCUCGUUCGUAGAAUCACCAAACAAGCGGCCAAAUAUAUCACGCCAGGGCUUCUCCAGGAAAUGCACAAGCAGAAAGUGGAGAAACACCCAGACAUGAAAAUUGAUGAUAUCAAAGCUAAUGUCUCAAACAUCUCCUCUGAGUCGCAUUCAUUUGACUUGAUGCACAUAUUCGUUUCGAUCGUCAAUGGAGACGGAGAAUUCGAAGAAACGGAAACAGAAAUACGCUUCGUCCUCCGCGAUAUUCUAUCGAAUAUCCUUGACAAGUUGGAGGAUCAAAGUUUGUCGACAAAGAAUGAGACGAGGAAUGAAACGAAUCAAAUGCUAAACAAAAUCACGAUUCCCUCGACGAUGACCAGUGUCGAUCCAGCUUACAGACUUCUGAGGAUGACGAUGAUCUCGACAGAUGAAUCGAAUAGAAUUUUCUGUCUUUCAAAGCUGCUCAAAAGCGUCAAAGAUCUUCAGGCUCAAACUGCGCUGGUAAAGCUGGUCAAGGAGACCUUCCUAAAUCAAGAAAAAGACUGCUUGAGCAAAGCCAUCUCCGACGCCUUUGAAGCUCCUCAUGACCACAAGGCCUUGCUAAAAAUUUGCUAA
Molecule: messenger RNA, 1233 nt
Organism: Oikopleura dioica
Lineage: Eukaryota; Metazoa; Chordata; Appendicularia; Copelata; Oikopleuridae
Source: the annotation of a GenBank genome assembly